Molecule: messenger RNA, 2339 nt
Organism: Ooceraea biroi (clonal raider ant)
Lineage: Eukaryota; Metazoa; Arthropoda; Insecta; Hymenoptera; Formicidae
Gene: Adss
Product: adenylosuccinate synthetase
Biological process (GO): IMP metabolic process; 'de novo' AMP biosynthetic process
Cellular component (GO): cytoplasm
Molecular function (GO): adenylosuccinate synthase activity; GTP binding
Source: RefSeq, a predicted model, not a curated record
AGAAUGAGACGGAAGAGGAGCAUCGGAGAUACGCGGCGGCUCGCUCCGAUCGUUCCGACUGACUUCCGUUGCGUCAGCUGUUCCUCGGCGAGGAGGAAGCAUCUUGGCGGAGGCUCCGCUGGAGUUGUCGGCGACGCGCAGACGUUCCUCGGCUGUCCGUUAACGCGUACCAACGGCCGAGUCCCGCGCGUACAUGCCCGAGAAUGGAGCAAGCUCAGCAGGCGAAUGGCAACGGCGCCCCGGUCUCGCCGCGGAAGAAACAACGAAUGUCCGCAAGCGGUGGGCCGAUAUCGAAGGUCACGGUGGUCCUCGGCGCGCAAUGGGGCGACGAGGGCAAGGGAAAGGUCGUGGAUAUGCUGGCGAUGGACGCCGACAUCGUUUGCAGGUGUCAGGGAGGAAAUAAUGCAGGGCAUACCGUAGUUGUAGAAGGUGCCGAAUUCGACUUUCACCUUCUGCCUAGUGGAAUAAUCAAUCCCAGAUGCAAAUCCGUAAUAGGCAACGGAGUAGUGAUUCACUUGCCUGGUCUAUUUGAGGAAUUGGAAAAGAACGAGGCCAAGGGACUCGAGGACUGGAAGGACAGGCUUGUAAUAUCAGAUCGGGCACAUCUAGUGUUCGAUUUUCAUCAGCAGGUUGAUGGGCUGCAGGAAUUAGAAAAAGGCACACAGUCAUUGGGAACGACGAAGAAGGGUAUAGGACCGACGUACUCGAGCAAAGCCGCCAGGAAUGGACUCAGAGUCGGGGAUCUCCUUGGGGACUUUGACCAGUUUUCCCAAAAGUUCAAUGCCUUAGCUACGUCGUAUCAAAAGAUGUUCCCUGCCCUCCACGUCGACGUUAAAGCUGAAUUAGAGCGUUAUAAAGAGUACGCCGAACGUAUAAGGCCAUAUGUGAAGGAGACGGUGCAGUACUUGCAUCAAGCGUUAAAGGAUGGCAAGAAGGUCUUGGUGGAGGGUGCUAACGCGGCGAUGUUGGACAUCGAUUUUGGUACUUACCCGUACGUGACCAGUUCAAAUUGCAGUAUAGGUGGAGUGUCGACGGGUCUCGGUUUACCUCCCAGUACGAUCGGUGAGAUAAUCGGCGUCGUAAAAGCCUACACCACCAGGGUCGGCGACGGGCCAUUCCCCACGGAGCUUUUGGAUUCCACCGGAGAGCUUCUGCAAAAACGGGGCAACGAGAUCGGCGUGACCACGAAGCGAAAGAGACGUUGCGGGUGGCUCGAUCUGCCGUUGCUAAAAUUUACGACAAUGGUUAACGGAUACACUUCUAUAUGCUUAACGAAACUCGACAUUUUGGAUACGCUAGCCGAAAUCAAAGUUUGCGUGGGAUAUCGUUUAAAUGGCAAGGAUAUAAAUUAUUUUCCGAGCAGUACUUGGGAGCUGGCGAAGAUAGAGACUGUGUAUGACACACUCGAAGGUUGGCAGUCCACUACCGAAGGUGUACGUUCCUUGGAAAAAUUACCACCCAACGCGCACAAGUACAUUAGACUCAUAGAGAAAUACUUAAACGUACCAGUCAAGUGGAUCGGCGUGGGAGCGGGGCGCGAGAGUGUGAUCGCUCUCUGACGACGUACGGUUCACGAGGAAAUGUUACUUAAACGCACGGCAUUAAAUGUAUUACUAAUUUUAAUUUUAUCCGUAAUGUUUGCAACGCAAAGCUGAUGAGCGCACAGGAGACGAAUCUUAACUUAAUAAGUUUUUAGCGAGCGUAGUAUUAUUUGCGAAACUUGAGUGCUCGUGAAUGUACACACAUACACACACACACACACACACACACGCAGCGUUGUUCAAUCGACAAUGCGAACAUUUUUAGUUGUUUCGUAGUCAGUAUCUAACAGAGCAAGCCGAAGAUUGUGUAAAGAGACCGUUCGUUAUUUCAUCAGUCUAUUUUAAAUAGACUUUGUUAUUAGAGAUGCGUCAAGAUACGUUCGAAUUUGAGCAAUCAUUAUUAUUAUAUCUUUAAUCGUUGGCUUUUAUGUGUCACACAUGUAGGAAUGUAUCCGCGAAUUCGUGCUGAAUUCGACAAUAUGCUGCCACGUUCUCCAUGCAGCGCACUCGGAACGCGAGAGAAGCAGAGAGAAAGAAACCGAUAACAUCUCGAUGUGUGUGUCGAAAGAUAUCGGGUAUCGCAGCUCGCCGCGACUGUGACAGUCCUCAGCUUAGCGACCGUAUCAGUAACGAUAAUGUAUCUACAUUCUGCUAUCUGCUCGCGUCGACCAGCAAUCUGUGUAUCUGUAUAUAAUAUAUAUAUACACAACGCGCAAGAUUACGAUUUACAAAAUAUAAUUGCGUAUCCCGAUGAUGUUAGCAGUUUGGACUUGUAAUUAUACACCGUUCUUUGUAGUA